AGGACAGAGGGACCAGGGACACACACGUUUUUAAAAACCAAUAAACACAGGGAGAGAAUGCAACAAAAACGCCCCGUGAAGACAGACGAUGUCCAGGCCUGAAUUGGAGAAGUUUGCUGGGACUGUCACAGUUUAAGUGCAGGGGUUGCAACAAAAGCGAGAGAACAGAAAAGAACAGAAAAGCGCAGCCCCACAUGGAAAUCAUUUGAAUUGACAAGUCGACCGCGCUUUGAGGGGAAAAAAAGGCAUUAAAUGUUUCUAAAAUACUUGCUCCCACCGUCCUGACAACAUGCGCUGCGGGCUUCACGCGUCUGGACAAAGAGCGUCUCCCAUUCACUGCUUCUUCAUCGCGCUGCUGAUGGUCCUGGAAAACUGCAAAACGCUGGGAUUGUCGCACGAACCAGAGAGAUCGCUGCAGGAGCUGCCUCAGUAUGAAGUGGUUCACCCCACCAGAGUGGAUGCCAGAGGUCACUUCCUGUCCAACUUCCUGUCUCACCACGCUCGCCGCGUUCAGCGCCGGGAAGCCGCAGAGGAACCGGCGGACCUCGACCGGGUCUUCUACCAGUUCUGGCACGGCGGCCACGUCUUGCACUUUAACCUCACCCUGAAUCCACACCUGCUGGCUCCGGGCUUCCUGACGGAGAGGAGGUACGGCGGCCUGGACCGAGCCCAGAUCCGUUCCCCAGGAUCCUCCCAGUGCCAUUUCUUAGGAGAAGUGUGGGAUGAGGCCGCCGUUCAAGGCAGCGCAGCGAUAAGUGCCUGUGACGGACUGACGGGACUGUUCAAGCUGUCAAAUGAGGAGUUCUUCAUUCAGCCUCUGGAGAAGCAGAGCGACGACACCUCGGCUCCGCAGGCUCACGCCAUCUACAAACGCCACGCGUCUCCUCCCUCCAGGACUCCAGUCGCACUGCCCAUCUCAGGGAAACAAGCUCGCAACGGUACCUGCGGAAUCAAAAACUCCCACCCAAGCUUAGAAGACAUCGAGCGGCAGCGGGAGCGAUGGGAGCUCCGGCAGCAGAGAAAAAGGAGGAGGAUUCGUCAGCGCUCCGUCAGCAAAGAGAAGUGGGUGGAAACGCUGGUGGUGGCCGACCCCAAAAUGGUCGACUAUCACGGCAGCAAAGCUGUGGAAAGCUACGUCCUGGCUGUCAUGAACAUUGUGGCCGGGCUGUACAGAGAUGCCAGUAUUGGAAACGCUGUCAACAUUGUGGUUGUUCGACUGAUCCUACUGGAGCAGGACGAGGAUGACUUAAAAAUUACACACCACGCUGACAACAGCCUGAACAGCUUCUGUAAGUGGCAGAAGAAGCUGAACAUGAAGGGAGACGAGCACCCGCUGCACCAUGACGUGGCUGUGCUGCUCACCAGGAAGGACAUCUGUGCAGCCAUCAACAUGCCAUGUGAGACUCUGGGUUUGUCCCAUGUGGCUGGGAUGUGUCAGCCGCAUCGCAGUUGCAGCAUUAGUGAAGACACCGGCCUCCCACUGGCCUUCACUGUGGCACACGAGCUGGGACACAACUUUGGGAUUCAGCAUGAUGGCAACGGUAAUGACUGUGAACCCAUUGGGAAACGACCUUUCGUCAUGUCUCCACAGCUCCUGUACGGCACCUCCCUGCCCAGGUGGUCGCGCUGCAGUCGCCAGUAUAUCACCCGCUUCCUAGAUCGCGGCUGGGGCUGGUGCCUGGACGAUGCUCCGGGGAAGGACCGCUUGUCUCUGUCUACGGUGCUUCCCGGGGUUCUGUACAGCGCUGUCCAUCAGUGUCAGCUGCAGUAUGGAUCUGGGUCAGUGCUCUGCGAUGAAAUGGAUAAUGUCUGCAGCACUUUGUGGUGCACCGUGGGAACAACCUGCCACUCAAAGCUGGACGGAGCUGUGGAUGGAACGAGCUGCGGUGAGGACAAGUGGUGUUUCAGUGGGGAGUGCGUCGCAGUUGGACAGCAGCCUGAGGUGGUGAACGGCGGCUGGGCGUCCUGGGGCGAGUGGUCGGCCUGCUCCAGGACCUGUGGGGCUGGAGUCCAGAGUGCCGAAAGAGACUGCGACAACCCCGUUCCAAAGUACAGAGGGAAGUAUUGUCUGGGGGAGCGACGGAGGUAUAAGAUCUGUAACACGGCACCAUGUCCUGAGGAGCUGCCCAGCUUCAGAAACAUCCAGUGCAGCCACUUCAACACGCUGCCAUACAAGGGCCAGUUCUACAAGUGGGAAUCAGUCAUCAACAGAGUCGACCCCUGUGAGCUGCACUGCCGUCCUCUGAACGAACACUUCUCUGAGAAGAUGCGGGACGCCGUAACCGACGGGACGCCGUGCUACGAAGGCAGCAAAAGCCGAGAUAUGUGCAUCAAUGGCAUCUGUAAGAAUAUCGGCUGUGAUUACGUGAUCGACUCCAGCGCUGUGGAGGAUCGCUGUGGGGUCUGUCACGGGAACGGGUCCACCUGUACGACUGUGAAGAGAACGUUUGAAGAGAGUGAAGGACUCGGGUAUGUAGACAUCGGGCUGAUCCCAGAGGGAGCCAGGGACAUUCGGAUCGAGGAAAUGGCCGAAGCUGGGAACUUCUUGGCGUUACGAGGCGACAACCCCAACAGGUACUUUCUGAACGGUGGCUGGACGAUUCAGUGGAACGGAGAGUACAAGGCUGCCGGGACAGUGUUCACCUACGAGAGGACGGGACACCUGGAGAACCUGACGUCACCUGGACCCACCAUGGAGCCGCUGUGGAUUCAGCUUCUCUUUCAGGAGACCAAUCCAGGAGUGCGGUACGAGUACACCAUCAGUCAAAAUGUGUCAGAGGACAACAACAUCCCGGCGUCGGUUUUCUCGUGGAAAUAUGGUUCAUGGACUGAAUGCAGCGUUACCUGUGGAGCAGGUGUUCAGAGGCAGAUUGUUCACUGUGUGGAAAAGACAACUGGGAUAGUUGAGGAGCACUUAUGCGACCCUUUAACCCGACCUGACGAUAACCAAACCAGCUGUGACAGGGAUCCUUGUCCGGCCAUAUGGUGGGUCGGGGAGUGGCAGAAGUGCUCGGCGAGCUGUGGGAGCUCGGGCCUGGCUAAAAGGACGGUUCUCUGCAUCCAAGCGGUGAGUGUGGAGGAGCAGGAAGCCCUGGAGCCCAGUGACUGCAAACACAUCCCCAAACCUGAGUCACUGUCCUCCUGCAACACUCACAUCCCCUGUCCGGCCGACUGGACCACCGGCAGCUGGUCAAAGUGUUCACUGACUUGUGGAAGCGGAGUACGUCAUCGUAAUGUAACCUGCUCUAGAAACACAGGCAUCGACUGUGACCCCCACAAGAAACCUCUUGCCGUCGCUACCUGCUACGUCCAGGACUGUCCGCAAGUUGUGGAUAACUUCGGAGGUAUCGACUGGUCUGGCAGCGGCUGGUCCAGCAAGGAGGUGCUCAAUGAAAUCAAUCCCAUACCUGAAGUCAAACCUCCUCCCAAACACAGCGCCACCAGAGCCCAGCCGAGAGUUCACAACGACCUCAACAACAUCGUCGAGGGAGACUUUCACUACCACAAUAACAUUGAAAAUAUUGACAACUCUAAAGAAAACCGCAUUCAAGUGGACGAUUUUUACUACGACUACAACUUCAUCAACUUCCAUGAAGACUUGUCAGAUGACUUUGAGAGCGAUUUAGACGAUAGCUUUCCGCAGGAGAUCCAGCCAACCCCCAGUGUGAAACACAGUGCCUACGUGGAAACUACAGAAGCUCCCACAGCUCCCAUUUCUACAGCUUCACAGGCCACUUCCCACACACAGAAAACUGAAGAGCCACAGAACACAAAAGUGGACAAUGGGAAUGAGAGUAGAAAUGCAGCUACAAAAGAAACAAAUUCUGAAAUUGUGGAUGACUUUCUUUCUGAGGAUUAUCUCCUGCCCGUGUAUACCACUCGCUCACCAGCAUUGUCUGCAACCCAGCGAACUUCAAAAGACAGACAUGGCAAUCUGUGGAGGCCUGAAAACACGAGCACAAUGCCGGGUCUGGUUUUCUCCACAAAGCAGCCCACACAGGAUGUGAAAUGGGGGCAAUACGGGGAAGAGGCUGAAAAGGAUGUCAGUGUGACUCCAAAACAUGCUGCUAUUACUCCCAGUCAUCCCACAGCUCCCAGUACUAUUGUCUCUACAACAGUGAGUUCUCAGGGGACGAAUGAACAUCAUGAUUAUGAGUAUAUCUAUGCAGAUGAGGAAGACUUGGAGAGUCCAGAACCUUUAGGAUCUCCCACGCCAGAAACGAUAAUUCAGCUUCAGACUGAAAUCCAACUGGAUGAAAGUCCUUCGGAAAUACCUCAAACAACCAGCCAGUAUGCAAUAAUUCCAGUUUCCUUCACAGUGGAGGAUUUGGACACAGCUCAGACUAAUUCUAAUCCAAUACAUACCACUAGUGAGGGUAAUUUAUGGGAUAGUGACUUGGACCUCAGUGAAACCCCCCUUCCUGCCUCUGAGAACUCGACUCCUCUCCCCAUUCCCUUUCUGCUAAUCUCAGGUAACCAAGAGGCCUCUGAUGACUCCACAUCAUUAACUGGAACAGAAAUCAUACCUCCUACAAACCUGGAGGGAGCUACUCAGCCUUCUCCAGAUCAUUUCCUGACAGCUGCAACAGAACAGACGCCUGCUUCCACUGACACAACUGGAACUCGUCCUACGUCACAAACUCCACCGUUUGAUUUCGACUAUAAUGAGAUAGUGGUUCCUCCGAUGGUGAGGAGCCGCAUUAGCAGUGAUCCCGACACUUCGUACCAGCUUCCAACAAGCACAGCAUCCACUCCUCGACCCAUUAUAACGCCAGCACAGCACGUUGAAUCGCAAACACCUGCUGUGCCGUCUUUAUCAACCCACCCGCCUCUUCUGUGGUCACUUCUUGAGGAAACAUCUGUCCCAGCAUCGGCCUCCACACAAGUCUCGAGAGCUUCCUACUGGGUUGCUGGCAACUGGAGUGCUUGCUCCACCACCUGUGGUCUGGGAGCCAUCUGGAGAACUUUGGCUUGCAGCACUGGAUUAGACUCCGACUGUGAUCCAGCCAAGAGGCCUGCACCUGCUCAGAGGUGUUACCUGCGACCCUGCUCUACCUGGAAAGUUGGGGAAUGGAGUAAGUGUUCCAAGAGCUGCGAAGGCGGCAUCACAUUAAGAGAUGUCCAGUGUUUCGACCUGAGGGAUCAAAGGCCCCUGCGACCUUUCCACUGCAGAGCCAUGUCCUCGAGGCCGCAAACCCAAAUGCCAUGCAACCUUCAGCCAUGUCUCGAAUGGUACAGCUCCUCCUGGGGUCAGUGCUCUGAGGUGUGCGGAGGAGGCGAGCAGCAGCGCAUCGUCACCUGUCCAGAGGACGAUCGAUGUGACAGGGACCUUCAGCCGAGCAGCAUCCAGCCUUGUAACAUCCAGCCGUGUGCUCAGUGGCUCACUGGAUCCUGGGGACAGUGUUCAGCCUCUUGUGGUGGCGGAGUGCAGCAUCGGCUCAUCAAAUGUGUUGAUACUAAAGCUGAGACGGAUGAAGAAGUGGAUCAAGCUCAGUGUGACCACGAGCCGCCGCCUGAGAGCAGCAAGAAGUGUAACUUACAGGAGUGCGAGAGCGCCCCCCCUGGAGCAGUCUGCCUUCGCGAUCGACUCACGUUUCGUUUCUGUCAGACCCUCCGCUGGCUCGGUCGCUGCCACCUGCCCAACGUGCAGUCGCAGUGCUGCAGAACCUGCAGCCAGCGUUCCCGCUCCGGCAGCACGUCUCGCCACUGAGGUGCCGCUUAAAUGACCACUCGCAUCAACAGGAACACUGAUUGUACCACUGAGCGAUGAAGCAUAAAUCAUCAUUUAAAGCCAACGAUCUGAGCCCUCUCCUGAUUUCCUUCAAUCAUAAAUCAGUCAAGACUCUGCAUGUUUGUGCCGAUGGAGAAAAUGUGCAGAAAUGAUUUGGGAAUGUAACAAACAAAAGCAAAACAGUGAGAAUGUAAAUAUUUGUUUGCACUUUUUACACUACACAAUUUUGACUAGUUUUAUGCCUCAAGAUGUCUUUGUAGAAGCUAUUCGGGCGUUACCUAAGAUGGAAAGGCGUCCCAUCCAUGUAGCCAGCUUAAUGAUGUACUAUUACACUUGUAGACAAACCACUCAUUAACCGUUAUGGUUGGUACAAUGCUUUGUUUUUUUUUAUUGACAGCAAAAACUGUACAGGUUAAACCAGAAUAAUGAAGCAAAAAAAAAUAUGUGGUGCACAAA
Messenger RNA from Stegastes partitus (bicolor damselfish), 6187 nucleotides. RefSeq names its product a disintegrin-like and metallopeptidase (reprolysin type) with thrombospondin type 1 motif, 7 (gene adamts7). Gene Ontology annotation, molecular function: metalloendopeptidase activity. Gene Ontology annotation, cellular component: extracellular matrix. Gene Ontology annotation, biological process: extracellular matrix organization; proteolysis. The transcript has 24 exons. The record is from RefSeq and is a predicted model, not a curated record. NCBI's taxonomy places the organism in Eukaryota, Metazoa, Chordata, Actinopteri, Pomacentridae. The coding region runs from base 290 to 5710 and encodes 1806 amino acids.